UCUUGCUGUAAAAAUACGGAAGAAAGGAAAAAGAGAAGCUUGAAGAUUAAAAGUCAGCAGAGAUCACUGUGGAUAGAAGAGUGAAGAAGAAAUAGGCAAAAGAGUAAAGCUUCUCUCUGGAGGGAGAGACUGAACGUGCCGAGAAUUAAAUCAGGAUGUUUGUUCUGAUAUGGGCAACUUUCCUUUUGUGUGUGAGAGUCAGCAAUGCUGAAACAGGCAGAUCACAACAAUGUAGUGGAGAAUACUGCAUCACACUUAGUGAGAGACUAACAGCAGAGGCUGGACUCUGUGUUGUGAUCCCGUGUUCUUUCACUACUGGUUCUGGAUUUACACCCAAACAUAUAGUUUGGUACAAAUGUAGACCAUAUUCAAGAUGUGAAUAUGAUGAUGAAAUAAUAUUUCACAGCAAAAACAAUAUCCACAUUCAGAAUGGCUUUGAAGGACGUGUGUCACUCUUAGAGCCUGAUAUAAGACAGAAGAACUGCAGCAUCAUCAUUAAUGAUCUCAAAGAGUCGGAUUCUGGAUCGUAUCGGAUCAGAGUUAAUGGUGAACGGAAUUGGAGAGAAGAUGGAUUUGCAUCCAUUCAAAGGACAACUGUCUCAGUUGAAGGUCUUAGUCAGAAACCCAGAGUUAAGAUUCCCACACUGACAGAGGGACAGCAGGCCACACUGACCUGUGUUGCUCCUGGUCUCUGCUCUGGAUCUGUUCCUGAAAUAACCUGGACAUGGAGAGGAGCAGGAGGGACUGAAUCUUACAUUACAGGAAACAGCACUGAUUUCAGGACUAAAAGUCUAACUGCUUUCACACAAAGACACAUUUCAACUCUGACUUUCAACUCCUCUGCUGAACACCACAACACCAAUGUCACCUGUAAAAUCCGCUUCACUGGGGAAAAAACUACGGAGGGGGAUUCGACUUUAAAAGUACACUAUGUGAAGGAAGUUAAUGUCACUGGGGACACAAAUGUGAAGGAGGGUGAAACUCUGAAUCUGACCUGCAGUGUUGAAAGUUUUCCUCCAUCUCCUAUUAUGUGGUCUAAACCUGGUUCUGAUAUAACCCUGCACAAUGACACUGGAUCAGCCACACUCUCCAUAAUUAAUGCUACAACUGAACAUUCUGGACAGUACGUCUGUACAGCAAAACAUAUGAACAAUACCCUGCAGGAAAACAUCAAUAUAACAGUAAUAUCUGCUUGUGUGAAACAUUGUGGUUCUUGCAGUACAGUUCUUCCCUGGAUUGUUGCUGGUGUAUCUCUCACUUUGAAUACCUUCUGCAUAAUCUACAUAUGGUUCCUUUGGAAUGCAAGAAAAAAGGUGAACCUACCUCAGGAGGACAGAACCUACAUGUCACUGCAAAAAGCGGAUGCAUCUCCAGAUUAUGAUGUUAUUGCACAACAUAUAAACUGAAAAGUCAGGCAUCAGAUUUCCAGUCACAAGUUUCAGAAAGCUGUGCUGUUGUAAUGGCAGUCUGCAUUGUAGGGAAUGUUUUAUAUGUAAUAAACUACACUUUUUGUUUCAAUUUAUACAUAAAGUCCAUUAAAAUUGUUCACAACGGAGUCUGAAAGGCAGAAAAACAGAAGACCACUAAGAUUCAUAGCACACAAAAUGGAUGCUGAUUGGCUCAGAGAAGGCCGGCAUGAUAACGCAAUGAUUUCAGCACUGAGUUUGACAGCAUGGCAAAGUAGCAAUUAUGAAGAGAAAAGACUAGCAGCCAAACAUCCAGGAUGUCAGGCAGAGGAAUAAUUACAGAGAUGAAUAUAUCACCUAGAAAAUGACACAAAAAAGUUUACUACUCUACCUUAAACUUUUCCUAAGAAAUCAUCCACAGGUACAAAUUAGAGGCAACAAUCUUUUUAAAUCAGGGGUCUCAAACUUGAGCUGUGGGCCACUGCUGGCACUCAUUGGAUGGCCACUUUAGUGUUCAAGUAAUACAAAAAAAACCCCAAACAAACAAGAAAACACCCGCCAAGCUUUUCGAAAAUGUGGUGUUUUAUUUGCUUUUCUAAAUUUUUUUAAUAGUUUUAUUUAAAAAGCAAAAAUAGUUUUUUGCUUUUUAAAUAACUUAUUUUAACAUUGCACUCAACAACCAACAAAUCCUUCCCCCAAAAAAUGUAACUUCAUGGGCCAAAUUGCAUCAUAUUUCUUCAGGCCAAGUAAAGGUGAUGUGGGCCACAAGUGGCCCCCGCUCCGCACGUUUGAGACCCCUGGUUUACAUGGACUAAUCACAGAGCAUGCCUGUUUUAUGAUUAUGCUAUGCUGCAUACACAGUUUGUUAUUAAUAUCAAGGGAAAACAGUCAUUACACAUUAAAUAAAUCUCUUUGGACUAUGUGGCCAGUAUGUUAAAGUGGAGCUAAAAGCAGACUCAGAGGAGAGAAUAAUAAAGAUUUUAGUGAAGGUAGCUGGGUGAGCAUCUGGCUGAAUAGCAGGGUGUGUAAAGGAAAGGUUCCGACCUUAUAUUUCCAGUGAUCCAGAGGAGAGCAGGGGCAUAGGCAUGUGAGAGCGGUGAGUUUGCGGGCUGACUUGGUGAGUUUUGACAGCAGCGACCAGCAUCUUGGUGAUUGUACUGCAGGUGAGUUGAAUCAGAGUCUUUGGCAAGAGAACUGAGGCACAAAGAGACGAAGGUAAGCACGAGGCAAAAAACAUGAACAACAAGUAGCAUGAAAGCCUGGUUACCACCGUGAGGUAGCUGACAAACUGGGAGAG
Molecule: messenger RNA, 2703 nt
Organism: Oreochromis niloticus (Nile tilapia)
Lineage: Eukaryota; Metazoa; Chordata; Actinopteri; Cichliformes; Cichlidae
Product: sialic acid-binding Ig-like lectin 14
Exons: 8
Coding region: 156-1406 (416 amino acids)
Biological process (GO): cell adhesion
Cellular component (GO): plasma membrane
Molecular function (GO): sialic acid binding
Source: RefSeq, a predicted model, not a curated record